Aspergillus brunneoviolaceus CBS 621.78 is the source of this 1121-nucleotide messenger RNA. It is a transcript of the gene echA, whose product is annotated as enoyl-CoA hydratase echA. The transcript has 4 exons. Gene Ontology annotation, cellular component: mitochondrion. The record is from RefSeq and is a predicted model, not a curated record. NCBI's taxonomy places the organism in Eukaryota, Fungi, Ascomycota, Eurotiomycetes, Eurotiales, Aspergillaceae. Gene Ontology annotation, biological process: fatty acid beta-oxidation. Gene Ontology annotation, molecular function: enoyl-CoA hydratase activity. The coding region runs from base 115 to 987 and encodes 290 amino acids.
CAACAACCCACAUACUAAUAAACCCGCUCCAUCUCCCCAUUUUCCCAUUGACUUGGAAUACCCUAGCACCCCUACUCAUUGAAUCGAAUCACUAAUUGAACCUUCAAAGCCACCAUGUUCGCCCGUCACUGCUCCCGACUCGUCGCCUCGCGGACCGCCCGGCCACUGUCCACCCACCUGCGAACAUACACCUCCGCGACCUCGGCCUACGAGCACAUCAUCACCUCGACUCCCAAGCCGGGCGUGGGAUUAAUCACCCUCAACCGGCCCAAAGCCCUAAACGCCCUCUCCAGCCCGCUCUUCCGCGAACUCAACGAUGCCCUGACCAAAUACGACGAAGACAAGGACAUUGGCGCCAUCAUCAUCACCGGCAGCGAGAAAGCCUUUGCAGCCGGCGCCGACAUCAAAGAAUUGGCCCCCCUAACCUUCUCCGCCGCCUACACCACCAACUUCAUUGCGCCGUGGUCGCACCUGGCCACGAGCAUCCGCAAGCCCGUGAUCGCCGCGGUCUCCGGCUACGCGCUCGGCGGCGGAUGCGAGCUCGCGCUGAUGUGCGACAUCCUCUACUGCACGGCGACAGCCACCUUCGGACAGCCCGAGAUCAAGCUGGGGGUGGUUCCGGGCGCGGGCGGGUCGCAGCGGCUCACGCGGGCCGUCGGGAAGAGCAAAGCCAUGGAGCUGAUCCUCACCGGCCGGAAUUUCAGCGGGAAGGAGGCCGGCCAGUGGGGGGUGGCGGCCCAGGUGGUUGAGGGCGGGCUGGAGGAGGUGUUGGCCGCAGCUGUGAAGACGGCGGAGACGAUCGCGGGGUACUCGCGCGUGGCGGUCGUGGCGGGCAAGGAGGUGGUCAAUAAGAGUCAGGAGUUGGCGCUGCGGGAGGGGGUCGAGUUUGAGCGGCGCGUGUUUCAUGGGUUGUUUGGGAGUCGGGAUCAGAAGAUUGGAAUGGAGGCCUUCGCGGGGAAGAAGAAGCCCGAGUGGUCGAACGAAUAGGCGGGAAUGGUUGGUAUAAUAGGUGGGUGCUUGGAGUCCCGAGGUGAGGCAGCAAGUUGCUGUGGAUAUGGUCCCUGUCCGUCAGUGGAGUAAUAGCAACAUCCCAAUUGAAAUCAUUAAUCGUGUCGUAUUUC